AUGUCCGUGUCAUGGAGUAAUACCCUAACGCAUCUUGCGUGGAUUUCUCUCUCCCCAUCUACGAUUUCACUUUUUUCCAUCCUUGGUAGAAUUCUGUUACUGAAUUUGAUGCUCACUGUCGCUCGAACUUCACCGUCACUUGGCCGUCAACUCGUUCAGACCAAAGGAUUGCAGUUGUUUGCCACGGCGCUUCAGAGCGCAGCUUGCUCUGCUCACUUGACCACCGCGUUGCUCAAUUGCCUGAUUGAUGUGGCUCGCGAAUUGAUUUCUGUCGCCGACUUGUCCCACUUGGACACCUAUGAAUCUGGGGCCCAGAUGCAUUGCUCUUUUGUGUAUCCGCUACUGAGACAUGUUUACGGCUAUCUCUUCUCCAACCCUGACUUGUGGAUUCGAGCUCCGCUCGAGGUGCAAGAUCAGUUGUACCAAUUUCUGGCCACAGAGUUCUUCUCAGCCAUGAUUCGUCACGGGUGUGUCAACCGUACCAGCACUGUGCUUCAGUGUGUCUACAACUUAAAGUAUUACUACGCACUCGUUGACCCUGUGGAGCGUAGCGGGUUCCACUUGAAGACCCCCGACAAACGGCCUUUAUCAAACUCCAUUGAAGUGUUGAAGCUCCGAGCGAAUUUUCUCAUCUACCUGAAACAGCUCAUGAUUCGUCAUGGACCAUUUUUGGACACCGAGAUGCAAGCCCUGUUGAACUAUUUGUUGAGUGUUCACGAAGAUGAGAACCUACACGACGUAUUGUACUUCUUGGUUACUUUGGCGCUUGGAAAUCCAGCUUCGAUCGCACCGACGUUCAUACGCAACAACGGAUUGUGCGUCCUUCUCCGGUUAUUCAACUCCAACGACGAGGCUAAUAGGAUAUAUGCCUUGAAACUACUUGGAUUCUACAUCCAUCAAGUUUGCUUACUUAAACGGGAAAAUCUGGUGGAUCGUUACCAUUUAUUCUCCCUGGUGACGAACAUGAUCAGUAUAGUCCCCGUGAUAUCGACAUUACUGUGCCGCUCGAAACCCACUCCCGAGUCGUUGCUCGUCAAGCAGCUUUUCCUCCGACAUUUGUUGUCUUUGUGUCUCGGCAAUGGUGGAAAUCGAAGAUCUUUGCUGCAGCUCUCUGUGUGGCAAAGUUACAUUCUGCGCUUGUCUCCAUGCUACCCCACCACUGAGUACGAAGCCAACGUCUUGGCCUCUGUGUUGAGGCUUCUCCGAUGCUUGGUUUUCCACGCUAUUCGCUACGAACGUGAUGGAUGGCGUGUGUGGCUCGACACUAUGGCUCUGGUAUGCUUGUGGUUGGACGGAACAUUGCUGUCAGACUUUGACUCUUUGUCGGUCCACAGUGAUAAACCAUGUACCUCUGCCGACGUUAAGUCUCACAACAGGCCGAGCGCCAGUCCAACGGAUGUCGGCUUUGAUCUAACAGAAAUUCGCACCGUAGGAAUUAUUGAUGAUGUGGCAACCUCUGCGGUGCCUACUUCUGCUCCCUGUUUGUCGACGGAAUCUGAUGUUAUGGGCGCGGCUGUCACGAGUUCCGUUGAACGCGUGUCACUUACAAGCAACGAUUCAACAGAAGAUAAGCAUUCCCUUGCACCACUUUAUGACCCACCUUCUUCUGAUGGUCUUCCUCCAACGCGUUCGCCGAGAAUUUUUCGAUGGUCGUACCUGCAUCAAAUUCUUUUGGACGACUUACUGUGCUCAAUUGAAGAUGAGUUAGGCUUCGUUUCGAUGCGAAGCGUUCCACAUCACUAUGGCGACACGAUCAUCUCCAUACGUUCCGAGAAACACGGCUUUGUCCGUGAUCAGGGUAAUGUGACCCCACUGGUGGGGCAACUGAUUGGAGUCUCUUUAGACGCCACGGAACCCCAGGUGGAUUCGUCGGAGAACACUGCAGUCAACAUGUUGCAAGAUCCGGCAAACUGCGUGUUUCUUAUUAACUUGGUGAACCUAUUGUCCGAUUGUACCGACGUGCUUGUAUGCGGUAGCGGCGGACUGCUCCCCCUACUGGCUGCCGCCACCUCGCCAUCGGGCGAUAUCGGAGCCCUCGACUCGGUCAACGGGCUGAGCUUGAGUGACGCGAUGUCAUCCGUUUUACGAAUCGCAUUUCUUGUCGAUUGCUGUCUCCUGCAUGUCGAUCUGCUAGAAAUCGAACGACAACGGCAAAUGCCUUGUGGAACGCUAGCACGUCGCUUCGCUCGUCUAUAUCUAACAGCUGCUACGCGUAAUUGCUUGGAGUUUCGUUUCUUCCAUCUAACUCCAUCUCACGACCUUGUUCUUCAACUGAAAUCAUUCUCCAACUUUCGGGAUGGUGUCCGUUAUGUUCCCAUCACAUCGGAUGCAUGCACACUCCAAAGCGGUAUGGAACCAUCUGAUCACCCAAGCGGUGCGUCACCAACGCACCAACCAACGAAGACCACUGCGGAUGCCAAUUCUCCCCGAACACCACCGCACACAUCUUCACUCCUUCGCAUAGACUCUGUUGGAUCAGAUGUGGAGUCUGAACUUGAUGGUAUGUCCCAACGAUUGCUGUGUAUGACCAAGCUGUUGUGUUCUGCCGCUGGUCCAUCCGGGUCUCGACUGGGUUUCUUCCCAAGCCCAUGGCGAUUUGUGAACUUUUUGUCAAUCGACCAGCUCUUUUGGGUGCUCGAUCUAAAGCAGCGUUAUUCGGCCAAAGUGGCGCACCUUCCGAUCCAACUUCAGCGUCUGGUGUAUGCUCUCCGAUCCACACUUCUCUAUCCCGUGGUCCGGGUGAGCUCAUUUUUUGACUUCCCUUUUCGAUUUCAUUGUUUUCGGAGCUUACUCUCGCACACGCCCAUCCCCCACACCGACUACGCUGGCCACGUUUCCGGUGUUGUUCCCUCUCGCCACUGUUCCUCCACAUUAAUGCCCACACAGUUUACGUGCCACUAA
This is a messenger RNA of Dicrocoelium dendriticum, 2901 nucleotides long. NCBI's taxonomy places the organism in Eukaryota, Metazoa, Platyhelminthes, Trematoda, Plagiorchiida, Dicrocoeliidae. The record is from the annotation of a GenBank genome assembly.